AUAUGAUGAUGAUGAUGAUGAAUAAUCUUGGUUUGGGUUCACAAACUCAAUUUCAAGCGUUGGUUAUGCGCUUAAUGCAUUGCCGCCCCUUUCGAAGUCUACGCAUUGACGGUUUAGUUAAAUAACAUAGCCAUAGAUAGCCAUUGCUGCGCGACAGUGGUUCGGACAUUACAUACAUGUAAACAAAGUUUUAUUAUGUUGAAAAAAAACUUAAAAUGAACUUCCAUUGCCAUAAUCAAGGUUUUAUUCGAACACAAAAUCGGGUAGUGUGUAUUAGCUAUAGAGUCUGUCAUUGUCAAUGUCUGGCAGUAAUUUAUUAUCUGUGCCAGUUCUACUGAGAAUGACUGCGAUUGGUUCUCAAUAUUUCCGCCAACGUCAACAUAUAAAGACAGCGUGUUUGUCAAUGUCAAAACUCAUUGCUGUCAAUGUGACAACUGACAGCCAUACACAAACUUUCACCAGCUGACAAUGACAAGUUUUUGUGUUCAAUUUCAAUUAUUGCGAAUUGCGAUGCAAUUUUCAAAAUAAAAAUUUAGUGUAAGCCAUGGCGAUGAGUUAUCUGACCGAGAGCGAGGCUCCUCGGGACUUUAGAGUGUCUUCCACAGAGAGCGACGGCCACUACACGAAGUGCGUCUUGUGUUACACCGUCAAGAGGAAUUUCUAUUGUGCAGAGUGCGUCAGAAAUGGUAACUUCGUCCACUCCUCGAUGCCUUACUCGGACAGGUUUUCAGAGAAACAAAUGAAGCUAAUGAGAAUAAAACUCAACAGGCAGCAUGUGCUAGAAAGAUGUGAAAAGCUGUUAGCUCCUAAGCUCAAGAAGGACAUUCUUUUAACAGAAACAAAACAGUCCAGAGAUAAGCUAGACCUGUUGCGCUUAGCCAUAGAGCAGAGGAGAAGUAUAAUUAACUCAAAAAAGAUGGAGUUAGCGGACUUGGUAGCGUACAAUAGUGAAUUGCGUAUAAAACUGCCCAGGUAUCAGAAGAGGGUGUUAAGCUUAGGCAGACAUGUGCAGCUGCAGAGGAUGGAGCUGCAGAACAAAGUGACCAUGUACAACGAACAGACGCAGUCCCUGGCAGCUCUCAGACGAAAUAGGAUAAGGCAGCUAGAUAGAUAUAUCUUCCCUAUUUACAUAAGCUAUGACUCCAGCGACAGCAUAGAGGACAUGGAGUUCGUGGGGUCGGACGCGGAGGAGGAGCCGCCGCGCCGCCCGCAGCUGCACAUCGUGUCGCCCUGGAUCGACAUCGACGCCGACUACUCGCACAUCCAGGCCUGGGAGACGCAGAACAAAGAGACGCCAGUGAGCGCGGAGCCGACGUCGAACCCCGCGCACCGCAGCAGCGCAGCACUGGGGCUGGCCGCGCAGCUGGUGGCGCUGCUCGCCUGGACGCUGGACGUGCGCCUGCCGCACGCCAUCGCGCUCAGCGAGUACAGCGAUCCGCGCAGCUGGCGCGGCUGCGUGCGGCGGCUGCGCGCGGGCGCGGCGGCGCUGUGCGCGCGCGCCGGGGUGCCGCCCGCGCCAGCGCCCGCCGCGCCGCUGGCGCCGCUGGCCGGCCUGCACGCGCUGGCGCUGGCGGCGCGCGCCGACGACCCGGAGCUGGGCAGGGUGGAGGCGUGGUCGAGCCGCUGGAGCACGCACGAGGCGUGGCAGGAGGCGUGCGGCGCGGACGAGCUGGACGAGCCCGAGCCGCCCGAGCACCUGCACUGGCCGGACUGCGCGCAGAUGGAGGAGAUGAGCAGCAGUCCGCCGCCCGCGCCGUCGCUCGUGACGUCCGCGGCCGCGUCCAUCGCGUCCAUGUGGCGCGUGUGGACCAAGUGACCGACCAGACCAGACCACCGAUGAUGCCACCCGCGAGACUAGCUCGGAUGCCACCCUCGAGACUAGAUCGAAUGCCACCCGCGCGACUAGCUACGAUGCCACCCGCGAGACUAGCUCUGAUGCCACCCGUGAGACUAGUUUGGAUGCCACCCGCGCAACUAGCUCAGACGCAGUUAAACCCGAAAACCACUACCAAAAGUAAUUUCCAUACUUUGUUUUUGUAUUUCGUGCUUGUAUUAUGUUCAACGUAUUAGCAGUGCUCUAUGUGACUGAGCUCGUCCGUACACUGCCACUGCACUCUGCUGGCAACACGUCAUGAACUGUAGCCCCAUGGAGAUACAUUGUUGUAUAAGGCUGUAUAUUUUUGUAUGAGCUGUACCGGACUGAACAAGAAUGCUUUAGACUAUUAUUUAUGCCGCGAAGUAGGUUCACUGUUUCUGUCUGUUAGCUGUGGUUGCCUUUGUUAUAAUAUUACCCUUUAUGUGGCAAAAACGACUUGAACGCGAUCUUUUUCAAAAAGCCUCUCGCAAGAGAUUUCAGAGUAGUGUUUACUCUGAAAUCUCUUGCGCUCAUAAAUAUAUUUUUAAAUACUAAAACCUUUGUUAUACCUUCAGAGUAUUCACAAUCCAUUUCAUUUUAAUAGUUACAACCAAAUGUUUAACGUUAAACUAAACAAGGCAUAAUAAUUAAAUUAUCAUCUAAAAUAAUCUUUUCGCCCUUAAUACUUUCAUCAGUGUAAAAUAAACCCAAAGCCGUUAGUUUAAAGUUUGAAUUCCUUUAAACUCAUUAUACGCAUAUAGCUGCAAAAAUUGGAAUAUAAACAUAGACAAUAUGGAACAUACAACUUUAAUGAAUGAUCUUUAGGUUCAUUUUACUUUGACUGUAACAAUGAGUAUUCAGAUAAGUGCUAGAAUCUAGAUGGACAGACGUACAAAAGUAAUAAGGCCGUUCUGAUGCCUCUGAAUAUUAUUUAAUACUAGAGGACCCCCGCGACUUCGUCCGCGUGAAACUCGAUGUAAACUUUCAACUUCAGAACGGGCUUCUUAUAUUAUCGCUGCCAUAGAUAAUUUAAAUUGUUUGCUCAUAUUUUUUUAAUAGAAGUUACUUUUUUAUCUAAAAAUAUAGUGCCUAAUUUAUGGUAAAAAAAUGGAUGCAAGGUGCUAGAAAUGUUACUUGAAAGUAGUGAAAAUUUUUGUCGAUUUUGUACCCUCUCCAAUAGGUUUGUUUGUGUUAUAAUGAUUUUUUUUAUAAUUUGUGAUAAAUUGAGUGUUGUUAUAAAUUUUAAUGUACAUAAUUGCUUAAGUAAUAAAAAACAUUUUUAUACAAA
Bicyclus anynana (squinting bush brown) is the source of this 3143-nucleotide messenger RNA. It is a transcript of the gene Atg14, whose product is annotated as beclin 1-associated autophagy-related key regulator. The record is from RefSeq and is a predicted model, not a curated record. Gene Ontology annotation, biological process: mitophagy; autophagosome assembly; cellular response to starvation. Lineage: Eukaryota; Metazoa; Arthropoda; Insecta; Lepidoptera; Nymphalidae. The transcript has 7 exons. Gene Ontology annotation, cellular component: autophagosome; phosphatidylinositol 3-kinase complex, class III; mitochondria-associated endoplasmic reticulum membrane contact site. The coding region runs from base 545 to 1816 and encodes 423 amino acids.